AAAAAAAAAAAAAACAGAAUCUCUCUCCUCGCCCAAUUUCUUCUUCUUCUUCAUCUUCCAACAGUGGGUUUUGAGAAAAUUCUCUCACUUCCCAGUUCUUGUUCUUCCCCUUCUCUCUAGAAAUCAUCCUUUUUUUUUUCAAAAGGAGAGAGAGAAAAAGAGGAAAGAGGGGGAACGCUUUAUAUGCCUUUGGGUGUGUGAAAAUUCUCUCUCUCACUUUAUUAAAAUCAUGGCAGAAGAAUCUUCAAUCUAGGGUUCGUUCUUCGGACCAACUUCCGAUCCCAAUUCCCCCCAGUUCUUAAUCGCCUCUUUUCCUGAGGUUUUUCGCCCCCCGUUAUGGUUAAUUUCAGCUAGGUCUUUCGGAUUUCACGAUUAGGGGUUUUUUUGUUUCUGUUCUGUUUCCGAUGGAAGAGGUUGAAGAAGCUAAUAAAGCGGCCGUGGAGAGCUGCCACAGAGUGCUGAAUCUGCUGUCUACGCCGCCGCAAGAUCAGUCGAAGCUCAGAAGUUUAAUGGCGGAAACAGGGGAGGCUGUGUUCAAGUUUAGGAAAGUUGUGUCGCUUCUGAAUUCUUCUGGGUUGGGUCAUGCAAGGGUUAGGAAGCAGCUCAAGAAGUUUCAGUUUCAGUUUCAGUUUCAGUUUCAGUCUCAGUCUCAGUCUUCCCCUUUUCUUCCCCGCACCAUGUUGUUGGAAAAUCCCCCAAAUUGCAGAACGGACCUCCUCCAGGGGAAGAAUUUGCAGAUGGGUCCUCUCUGUUUGAGCUCAAAUGGGAAGAGUUCUCUCCAACAAGCUCAAUCUGCUUCUGCCCACUAUCACCACUUCCUUCAGCAGCAGCAGCAGACUAGGGUGUUGCUUCAGAAUAAUCCACAGGCUGAAAUGAUGUAUCAUCUUAGGGGGAAUAAUAGUGGGAUUAACUUGAAUUUUGAUAGCUCUAGCUGCACACACACAAUGUCAUCAACUAGGUCCUUCAUUUCCUCCUUGAGCAUUGAUGGGAGUGUGGCGAAUUUGGAUGGGAGUGGCGCGUUCCAUUUGAUCGGGGCGCCCCGGUCCUCAGAUCAGAAUUCCCAUCAUAAGAGGAAGUGCAGUGGGAGAGGGGAAGAUGGGAGUGUAAAAUGUGGAAGCAGUGGAAGAUGUCACUGCUCAAAGAAGAGGAAACAUAGAGUGAAGCGGUCGAUUAAGGUGCCUGCGAUAAGUAACAAGCUUGCGGAUAUCCCUCCUGAUGAUUAUUCAUGGAGGAAAUAUGGCCAGAAGCCAAUCAAGGGAUCUCCUCACCCGAGGGGAUACUAUAAGUGCAGCAGCAUGAGAGGUUGUCCAGCGAGGAAGCACGUCGAGAGGUGUCUCGAGGAACCUUCAAUGCUCAUUGUAACAUAUGAAGGUGAACACAACCAUCCCAGAAUACCUUCUCAAUCUGCAAAUACAUGAAAACUCCACGAAGACAACUACACCGCCCGAAUGUGAUUUGAAGAUCUCCGCAUAAUGUAGCGGAACCGAGACAAGCGUCCCCGAGUGUUGCUGUACAUAUGGAAUACUUUUUGGAGCAGCAUUGUAGCGUUUUUUGAGAGGUGGGUUUCAUUGCAAAAGCCUCUUUUAAAUGAUUUGGGAAGCAGUCAGAAUCAAGAGAUGGGUUACGUGGAUUAGGGUGUGAAUGUAAAAUCUUGAAAACUUUCAUCCUUUUCUGCAAUCAGUGCCUGAAAACAGCUUUGUUAUUCUAAAUGAAUGGAGGAGUCCUUCUAGUUUGGAAUUUCAGGUUUUUUCUUUUAAUUCCUUUUUUUAUUUUUUAUUUUUUGGUCCCUAAUUUUUGUUCAUUUUGCAUAAAAAGUUAGUUUUGGUUCCUAUGGUUA
Messenger RNA from Momordica charantia (bitter melon), 1837 nucleotides. RefSeq names its product WRKY DNA-binding protein 21 (gene WRKY21). Gene Ontology annotation, molecular function: DNA-binding transcription factor activity; sequence-specific DNA binding. NCBI's taxonomy places the organism in Eukaryota, Viridiplantae, Streptophyta, Magnoliopsida, Cucurbitales, Cucurbitaceae. Gene Ontology annotation, biological process: regulation of DNA-templated transcription. The record is from RefSeq and is a predicted model, not a curated record.